Neodiprion virginianus is the source of this 2259-nucleotide messenger RNA. RefSeq names its product protein THEM6. The transcript has 5 exons. Lineage: Eukaryota; Metazoa; Arthropoda; Insecta; Hymenoptera; Diprionidae. The coding region runs from base 777 to 1448 and encodes 223 amino acids. The record is from RefSeq and is a predicted model, not a curated record.
AGUCGGCGGAUGCUUUAUUUCGUUUGUUCGAAAGGUCUUUUCCCGUUUCGCAAUGGGGCCACACCACUAUCACCGUACAGGUGAUAAGAGCCACCGAUAAGGCACAGGCGCGAUCGUCUAACGCGAGCGGCUCUCUCGAUACUCGAAAAGCGUCGAUUGGGGGAAACCAGCUUCGGCGCAGAGGUAUAACAGCAGGUCUCCCGGAAGGGGUGGAAAUGCCAGCGACGCCAGGCGUCGCGAGGUUGAUACCAGUCCGCAGGUCGUCAGCUGCUCUGCAGAGUUACUCGGUCGUUCGGUGGUGUCGAGUGAUUUGCUGCCUGUUCGUUGUGGUCGCAGAGAAAAACUGGGUCUCCUUAAAGUUGGAUCGAGGAGUUCGCAGUGGCGAGAUAAAAGUGUGGUGCUCAAAAAUCCGUACAUUAUUUGUUACAGUGGUUGACGUUUGAAAGGGUGAUUCGAAUCAGUUUGAAAGAUUCGUUUUUACUCCGUUGGCAUUAUUCUUUCCUCUUUCAUCUUGCUGUCUUUAAGCAUUGGCAACGAUAAGUUAUAAAUGAGAAAUAUCUUGCCUUGUAGUACAAGUACAGGGCGAUGACGCCGUCGCGGACCGAAUUAUUGACGAAAAGUAAAGGCGGAAAGAGGGCCGACAACGAAUCAAUAUCUCGCUCGCCCUUACGCACCUGGAGAUCAUUCCUGCAGGAGGGUUGAAGGAGGAUAAAAGUUCUCGCCCCGCAGCAGCUGAUCAAAGGAUAAUCAAAGGGACAUCAAAGACAGUUGACAUUAUGAUAGCUUGCUGCGUCCUGGCCGGUGUCCUUGGCGUCGUCGUCCUCUUCUAUGUCUUCCUCGAGGUGCACUACUUUCUGCGCAUGUGCCUGACAGUGCUCUUGGCGAGAUUCUGCAAGAAGCAAGUUCACAUCCUCGACGAAACAUCGGUUUACGGAGUUUGCAUAACCACCGACAUAGACACGCUUCUUUAUCAUAUGAACAACGCUCGUUAUCUACGAGAGCUCGACUUCGCCAGAGUUGACUUCUACGAAAGGACUAAUCUCUAUCGCGAAAUAAGAGCACAGGGAUCCGGAGUCGUUCAGGGUGCAGCCACCAUUCGCUACAGGAGAUUUCUCAGGCCGUUUUCCGUUUACAAAAUUACAUCAAAGAUCAUCUACUGGGACGACAAGUCUAUUUUCAUGGAACACAAGUUCAUCAGCUCCGGCGAUGGAUUUGUUCGAGCUAUCGCAAUUUGCCGUCAACGGGUACUCGAGUGCAGUGCCGAAGCCGUUAUGGGGGUGCUGCUUGAUCGCGGAGGCAAAGUGAACGGAGGACUGGAGGCCGGAAUUGCCCCGACAAGUGCACCACACGUGAGACCGGAAAUUCCACCGGAAGUUGCCUUGUGGUUGGAAAGUAACGAAAUUUCUUCGGCGAGCUUGCGCCCGACGCCAGAACCCCCUCGCUGCUGACAGAGGGAUGCCGGAGUUUCCGUUGUGAACGACGUCACGCCGGCGAAUUGCUACGAAACGACUGUGGUUUAAGAACCAUGAAUGCGAAAGGCGACUCAUUUUUAGCCUUUGAAGCGUGAGAACGAAGGAAAAAAAAAAUGAAAAAAAAACAAAGGACGAGAAAAAGAAGAAGCGGACCCAAACGAAAUCUAUUGAUGUGGAUAAAAAAGUAUCGAUAAACUUUUUAUCCUUAUAAUAACUUUGUAUAGGAAUUACUCAUGUAAGAUGUGACUCGUUCCGUAUCAGAUUGCGCAGAAAGGUCAAAAAAAAAAAUAUAUAUAUAUAUAAAAAAUGGCUUUGAAAAUAUGCAUCAUUUUUUUUUACAUCAUUUUUUAUAUCACUUCAAAAAAUACGGCUUAACUGUACCGCCUUAAAAUUUUUUGAUUUAUGAAACGACUUUUUUUCGAAAAGAACCUGUUUUCUACAUAUUUGCGAAAUUCACUUUUACCGGUAUUUAAUUAAUUAAGUCGUGGCUCUCAUCUACAGGCAUCAUGUUGCCGAUAGCGUACGUGUACUUCGAUUCUGUUUACAUAAAUGACGAGUUUUUAUAGAAAAAGUUUUCUAGGAUACCUAAUUUUUGAACAAUAUUCGAGAAAAAAAAAUUGGCCAAUUGUGAAUGAAAAAUGUGUGAUUGCCGAAAAUUGUUCUUGUAUUUCGUUCUUUAAUUUUCACUGUGAUAAAUAACUCUAACAGUUAUAGAUUGAUCUCCCUAAACUCCGAAUGGCAGCAUUUUGAAAAAAAAAAAAAUUCGUUAGCAUUCGUUAGCAAAAAA